Molecule: messenger RNA, 1218 nt
Organism: Lolium perenne
Lineage: Eukaryota; Viridiplantae; Streptophyta; Magnoliopsida; Poales; Poaceae
Source: RefSeq, a predicted model, not a curated record
AUGGAGCGCUUCGACUCCUCCGGCUCCGGUUUCAACUCCUCCGGCGCCGGCAGCAGCAACCCCUUCGUCGGCCCCUCCGUCACCGUCAUCCGCAACAUCCCCAUCGCCGAGCGCGUGCCGCUGAAGCUCUCCACCACCGCUGCCAACUUCGUCCCGUGGAAGACGUACUUCGGGUUGCUCUUCCGCGAGUAUGAUCUCCUCGAUCACGUUGACGGCACCAUCGACCUCCUCGCCAUGCCGCACGACCCCGAGUGGCUCGCCAUCGAUGCCACCAUCAUCCGCUGGUUCUACCAGACCGUCUCCAACGACAUCUUUCGCACCGUCGUCCGCGACGGCGACUCCGCCCACACGGUCUGGGCUAACAUCACCGGCCUCUUCACCGACAACAAAAUCCAGCGGGUCACCUUCCUCCAGCAGGAGUUCUUCGGCACCCACCAGAACGCCCUCAAGCUAAAGAUUCUCUCUGACGAGCUCCGUGACUUGGAGUUCCCAAUCGAUGACAAGAUCAUGCUCUCCACCCUGUCGUCGGGUCUCGGCGAGGAUCUCAGCAACGCCGCCUCCAACCUCACGCUCCUCACCACGCCCACCUUCGAGCAGGCCGUGGCCUACCUACGCCUCGAGGAGCACCGCCUCAAGCAUCUCCGGGCUCGGGCGGCCCACACCGCCUUCACCGCUGGCUUCUCCCGUGGUGCCCAGACUCCCGCGCCCCAUGCUCCUGCGCCUCGUCCCAUGGGUCCGCCACCGGGUUUCCCCGCCGCCGGCCUGCCGCCCGGUCAGACCAGACCGUGGACCGGCAAGUCCGGUCACCAGGCCGGCCAGACCGGCCCCUGGACUGGCCACGCCGGCGCCCAGGCCGGCCAGACCGGCCCCUGGACCGGGCAGUCGGCUCCUUCUGGCGGUAGACGCCGCGGUCGUCGUUGCCGUGGCGGUGGAAAUGGUGGCACCAAUGCCACCGCCCCCGCGCCUCGUCCCCCGCAGUACACCACCCCUCCGCCAUGGACUGCCGGUCACAACCCGUGGACCGGGGUUGUUCACGCCUACUCCAUGCCCGUGCCGCGUACCCCCUACCCGGGCAUUAUGGGGCCGCGUCCAGCCUCCCACCAGGCAUUCUAUGCGGCGCCCCAGCCUGCCCCGGCCUACGCCGCCCCCCCGGGUGCGACCCCGUGGGAUCCCGCGCUCCUGACCGCUCUCCAGAGCGCCCCCUCCGCUGGGGCGUGA